GGCAGUGGCUUCCCAGCUGAUUUUGCCAUUAGUGGAGAUUUUUAGGUUAUGUUGACAAAUCAUUCUCAAACAGAUCAGGCUGUGUUUACUGUUGGAUUUAAAAGUUUUUAUUUAAAAAAUAAGUAUUUUUUUAAAUAUUUCAAUUUUAUUAUCAUGGCCAAGCCUCCUCCGGACCCACUAUUUGUAUUUCAUGAGGGUAUGGAGUCUGUAUUUUGUCUACUUUUUGUUAUAAAUGAUAACAACGAGUUGAUCUAUGCUGGAACAGGGGAUGGUAAAGUUUAUAUUUGGGAUUUGGAGGACAACCGCAAACUGAAGACCAACAAAAUCGGAGACAAUACUUGCCUACAACUACACCACAUUGAUCAACAGCUGUUCGUCACUCAAGAGAAAUCAGGCCCUUCAACCGUAUGGCAAGAAGACACUACUACAAUGGAUUGGUCCAAAAAACAUGUGAUUCCUUCAUCCUACGUGGGUUUUUGUAGGAGUGUAUUGACUCAGGACAUGAGGCUUAUCAUUCCUUGUGGUGGAUCUGUUCUAAAAUUGGUUUGUUUAUUAGAAGACAAGAAAAAAGGUGGGAUUGUAGAUGAAAAAGGUAAUAGUGGAGAAAAUUCUGUUGUGAAAAUGGGAAAUAAUGGAGCUUCAUGCUGCAAAUCCGGGGAUACUAAGGGAAACACUAUCCUCUCAGAAUUAGGAGACUCUUUAAAAACUAUAAUUUCCGAAUUAGUCGGGAAAACUUUCAUAGAAAAAUAUUUGUGUUGCAAAAACGAUGAGAAAACCGGUGAGGUUAUGGCGUUGAAAUCGUUUGGACAGUUUUUGUUAGCUGUGUAUGAAUCUGGGGAGUUGAAACUCUGGUGUUUAGGCACCCAAAAAUGUUUGGGGACUUUGAAAUUGUUCGAUGUGACCGUUGACGGUGGAUCUGAUUGUCCGAUGGCCAUUGAUUUCGAUGAGGCAACUGGUUGCGGUAUUGUCGGGAGUAGUUCUGCUGAAUUAAUUGAGUUUUCUCUGGAAGGUUUUGGAGUAAAUUGUGAACAGACUAAAAACAGUACAGUGGUCGCCUAUGAUGAACCGGUUAAAAACAGUACAGUGACCGCCGAGGUGAAACUGGUUAAAACACGUACAGUAACAAUGACAAACCCGGGAUCAAGUUGUGUCAAAAUACGGGAAGAUGGCAAACUUUUUCUGGUAGGUAGUUGGGAUGGGAGGAUUCGUGUAUAUUCUUGUAGAAGUUUGAAACUUUUGGUGGUGUUAGACAGUCACAGAAAGAAAACUGUACAAGAUUUAGUGUUUUCUUCGAAAGAAAAUAUGAAAAGCUGGACUGGUAACAAUGUAUUUGCCACAGGUGGUUUAGAUGGCAGGGUAUGCCUGUGGAGUAUUUAUUGAU
Molecule: messenger RNA, 1381 nt
Organism: Nilaparvata lugens (brown planthopper)
Lineage: Eukaryota; Metazoa; Arthropoda; Insecta; Hemiptera; Delphacidae
Product: guanine nucleotide-binding protein subunit beta-like protein 1
Exons: 2
Coding region: 49-1380 (443 amino acids)
Molecular function (GO): protein binding
Source: RefSeq, a predicted model, not a curated record